CAGCGCAGUGUACCGUAGUACGCUCCGAGAGCCAAGUGUAAACCGUGCCGAGACAGAUUGCCUGGGUCGGAUAAAGUCGGUCGUGACGCGCCAGCGUUGCUGCGCGAGAGGAAUGGCGUGAGCACACUCGAACGAACGCCAUGGUGCUGGAGCGAAGCCAUUGCGUUACAAAUCCAUUGCAGUCCUCGGCGCCGGAGUCCUUGCUUACGAGGGCCACACCGAGCGCGUCAGAGGGGAAAGCGAGUCAGUGUCGAAGUGGGGACAGGCUGAACUAGCGUGAGCAGUGGUCAAGCCAUUCUGGGGUGUCGUUAUCUGGAGGUGGAGCGAAAUGCUUCGGCCGAGGAAUUAUGCUUGGAGCUGUGGUGAGAGAUCACCUUCUACCACAUUGUGGGCACCGUUAUAACUCAAGACUUGAGAAUUUUGCUGAGUUAGAGAUGCGUCUUCUGCGCAUUCUGUGAGACACGGCAGCUGCGGGAGAAGUUCCAGGAUUUUUUUUUUCUAAAGUCCGGUGCGCAAUGGUAGGAAUUACGUAUUCCCACUCCUCUAGGCUCCUCUCUCCGUAUUGUUCCUUACUCAAAGGCAGUCACUUUUCCAGGACCCGGGUCGUCUCUUUCACUCAUUCUGGGACGAACACCUCAACCUUUAUGUCACCCGGAGGCUUGAGACUGCACUUGACCACUCCAAAUUACGGGGAGUCGAGCAAAUUUUUGCCAGGGUUUAGGGUUUUAGAGCAACGUGGUAGACCUCAAUUCAGGCGCAGUUGUAGAGCGAGUGGACCCGAGGGUAAGCCCUUUGUGUCAUCGGCGUCCUCUCAACGAGAAGACUCACGUUCUUUGAAUUUCGAAAGAGCACGAAGCAUCUCCCCUGCUCCAAGAAAAGCAACUGUUUCACUUGGAAAUUUUGUCACUGCUGGUCGUUUGGUGUUGGUUCAGCUGUUGCAAAAUGCAAGUGUGCAUAUCUUGGCAGAGGGCAAUCUUUUUGCUCAAUUCGCUAAAGAUUUGGGCAGAAUUCUGUUGAUUGCGGUGCUGUUUGUAGUGGUUGGCUUCAGCCCCACAAAGUCGUUGAGCAGGCGUGCUCUUGCAACACCUGCAGUCGCAAGCACACAAUCAGUGGAAGGCGAAACAGAGAGGAGACCGGAGUCACGUAAAAGGAGAAGCCAUGAAUUAUCAGCUGAUAACCAGAGCCCGAUGGUUGAAGAGGAAACGGAAAAGUUUGUCAAACGAAUGGAAAGGGAAGUGCAGGAAGCAGAAUUCAUUGAGCAAAAACUGGCCGAUUUGGAGAUUCUUGAAAAGGAAACCAGGGAAGGGCUGAAAUCCGAACGCAAUCUCAUGAAGAGUAUUGUAGAAGCAAUGAGAGGCAAGGGGAAGGCAAAUGAAGUAGGCACUAUCAAACAGGCUGAAGUGUUUUUGAAGCGUAUGCAGCAGGAGAAGGCGGUUGUUGAGGCAGAGGUAGCUACUAGCGCCGAUGAAUAUGAAUCACUCGUGAGAGAGCUGGAGACGACAGAAUUAGGGUCGAUGGAGCGGGCAGCAAAAGAAGAGUAUUUGAAAGAAGUAGAGGAUAGGGUAGUCGUGUCGUGGAGAAAAUUCAUGUUGAUGGAAUCUGCAGUUGUAAGAAUAGCGGAUCUCUGGAAGGAGAUACUGGCUCAAAAGAAAGGAAGCGAGGAACAGAAGUACGCUCAAGAACUAGAGUCAACUGCAGGACAUGUUGAGGAGGUGAGGAAUAUUGAGAAGGAGGCAAGCAUACUGCCAUUAGCAGCCAAGGUUGAUAUGAGAAUUGAACCGUUCGAGUCCUGUAUUGAUGACGAGGAUCGAGAAACGUUGCAGAAAAUUGACGAAGAGCAGGAGAAGGCCAAAAAGCUGCAGGUACUCAUGAACAAGCUCGUGGAAAAUGUGUACGAUCCACUGAAUGAGGAAGACCCUGAGUACCAAAAGAGUCUCGCGCAGGUAAGGGCUCUGCUGCCUCGGGAGUUGAGGGCAACAUUUGGUCUCGGACCACUGAAGAAUCCGUCAGUGGAUCCUCUACAGAUGGCUCUUGACUGGAAAAACUGGCGGGGAGAGACAGAAGAUGAAGAAUUCAGAACUUAUCUGAGGGAAAAUCCUGAAAAGAGGGAAGAGUUCAUUCAAGAAGUGCAGGAAGAAAUUCUGAUAGCCAGAGAUAGAGUCCUCAAUAGAACAUGGUAUGAUGAGCAGAAGAAAAGAUGGCAGAUGGAACCGAUGGCAGCUCUUCACGCUAUUGAUAAGAAACUCGCUGGACGCGCUCGUGUCCGCCAGGAUCGCUGUGUCAUGUAUCUGACACUAAAAGGAGAUGACCGAGAAUACUACGUAAAUACCAGGGCGUUUCAUGCAGAGUACGAGGAUGUUGGGGGUUUUGACAUGAUGUACAUGAAGCUCAUCACCUCAGGAGUACCCACAAACAUGGAAACCAUGUGGAUUCCUUUUGAGGAGUGGGAAUUCGAACGCCUUUUUCAGCUACCUUUUAAGAUAGUGUACUGGCUGCUUGAGGAUGUGUGGAACUCGAGCAUUUUAACAGCUAUAAGGCCCUGGUACUUCAGAACGCUGAAUGGGGCCUUCGAAGAGGUGAUGAUCAGAUUUGGAUUUCCCAUCAUCCAGACUGUCAUGCCUCAAAGUAUACGUGUUGCCCUGGGUUUUGACUUGGCUGAAGGGGCAGAAGCUGCGGAGCCGACUGACGUUAUGAUCUGGCAGCAGGAGGCUCAGAAACAUGUCGAUGCUAGGUAUGGAGAAGGAAGUGGUUCUGCAGCAUGGUGGAUUUCUCUACCAGUAAGAUCGUAUGUCGUGGGAGUGCCCCUUCUGUUCUUCCUGAAACUGUUUCUUCGAGUAAUACUUGCUCCACUCAAACCUCAGGAUCUGGAAAUGAACGAGGCAGAGUGGAAGGAACAGCUGCAAGAAGAGAUGGAGAAGGAGCUAGAGCCUCAAACCAAGAAGCAGACAAUGGAUCCUAUCAAGAACGUCUUUGAUAAGAUGAAAAGGGUGAAGCGUCCUGAAGUUCUGCUGAAGGACUUCGCGGGAAUAGAUGUUAUCAAGGAAGAGAUCAGUGAGGUUAUCAGCUUUUUGAGGGAUCCAAAGCUUUUCAAAGAGAUGGGAGCCCGACCACCUCGAGGUGUUCUGAUUGUAGGGGAUUCUGGCACAGGAAAGACGACUUUGGCGCUCGCUAUUGCAGCUGAAGCACGAGUUCCAAUGAUUGAGUUACAAGGUGCUGAGCUAGAGGGUGGAUCUUGGGUCGGUCAGGGUGCCUCUAAUGUGCGAGAGCUCUUUAAAACUGCACGAGAAUUGGCACCUCUUAUCAUCUUCAUGGAUGACUUUGAUCACUUUGCAGGUGUUAGAGGUGCAACGUCAGAUACCAGAAAGCAGGACCACGAGUCAUUGAUUAAUCAGCUCCUAGUGGAGCUUGAUGGUUUUGAGACGCAGGAAGGUGUGGUUUUAGUCGCCACAACUAGCCGGCCAUAUGCCAUUGAUGAAGCUCUGCGUAGACCUGGACGCAUGGACCGCACCAUAGAGCUACCGUUGCCGAACAAGCGUGAGCGUGAACAGAUUUUGAGACAAGUAGCACUCACCACUAUGGAUGCACACUUGGUAGAUUUAGUUGACUGGAACAGGGUAGCUGAGAAAACGGGAGGUCUAACACCAGCGCAACUCAAACACGUUCCUCAGGGGCUGGAGGCCAACGCAGUUUCUAACAAAAUUGUGGAUGACGAAGAGUUGUUCAGUAUAUUCGGUUGGCUGGCACUGGUAGGCAAAGUAGCUCCCAAGUGGUUCAUGGAUAGCAAGUGGUACAAAAAGUAUAACAAUGAUCUGCUUGAUUGGCUCGGUCUCCGUGUUACACAGCAAGAUCUUAAUAAUGCCGUAGAGUUUCUCGACGUAUACGGGGAAACAAAACCCGGAAUUGAGCUCUAUGAUCCUCCUUACGUUUGGACGAGAGAAUUCAAGUUUCCGCAUGCAGUCUGGGCGGUAGGAAAGGCGUUAGUAAUUUUAUUGCUUCCCAACUACGACACAGUCGACCUGAUCUGGUUAGAUCCAACGUCAUGGGAGGGUAUCGCAUUCACCAAAACGACUAAGAUGUUGGACGGAGGUUACGAAGAGACUGGAACAAUGAGUCGCUCAUACUACGAAAAGGAGCUAGUUUCAUGUUUUGGCUCGUUUGUCGCCUCGCGCAUGCUUCUGCCCUUUGGUCAGAAUAACAGUCUCUCCAAGUUUGAGCUGGAGGGUGCGAAAGAAAUUGCCACACGUAUGGUCAUGGAGUACGGGUGGGCUCCCGAUGACAGCCCCAUGAUAUACCAAACGGAUGGGUCGCCUACUGCUCUAUCUAUGGGAGAUGAGCAUGAGCAGGGAGUCUCAGAGGACAUCAACAGACUAUUCUACUGUGCAUGUGACAAAGCUGCACAAAUUCUGCAAAACAAUAGGCCAGUGUUGGAAGCAAUGGUUGAGCAUUUACUUGACUGCGAUGCCCUCGGGAAGAAGGACAUUGCACGGAUAAUGGAGGAAAAGGGAGCAGUCUCUGAACAAGAUCCCUUCUCAUUGGUACCUUACACGCACAUCGAAGUCGUUGGUGCGUCAACAAAUGGGUCAGGAAGAUCUGGAAAAGCUCUGUCUGUACCUUCUUACACCUGAUCAUAUGGCAACAUUUUUGACUUGACCAGUUGUGAAUGUAAUGUUACGAUCAAAUUGUUGUUUGGACAGGGCGGCAUGAUGUCAUUUGAAGAAUUUGCAUGUCGGUGGGGAACCACCGAUAUGCAACUUGAGCGCAACUUUGCCAUUGUUUUUGUAGACAUACAUUAGAUAUCUGGGCAGCACUCCCGAAUUUAGAUUACGGUUAACCAUGGAAGAUAGUAGAGAGAAAUGGAAAUUUAUGUAGGGACCUCUGCAGCGGAGAACUGGAUCAGAUCCUGAAAUGAUGAAAGGUCGAAGUCCGUUUGAUGGUUGUAAGUUCGUUGUAUAUCAGAUAGCUGCAAUGAGGCCAAUGUUCUCCUUCUCUUGGUUUCGUAUCCAGAACGUGCAUGAAGGUGGAUGACACUAUCAUCACCUCAGCUGGAGAUUUGAGAGGAAGAGUGUAUAUACACUCGUGUUUUCUCCAGGAAUUAUUCUGCAACAUGUGAUUCUCUUCUGCCAGCAGAGUAAGCUUACACUGUAGAGGACCAGAAGAUCAUGCAGAUUUUGUUGGUUUGCGUAUAAGUUCAACAGGACAAGUUACUGGAGU
Messenger RNA from Marchantia polymorpha subsp. ruderalis, 5211 nucleotides. The record is from the annotation of a GenBank genome assembly. NCBI's taxonomy places the organism in Eukaryota, Viridiplantae, Streptophyta, Marchantiopsida, Marchantiales, Marchantiaceae.